AUGACUAUCAGCAAUAAAAAAAGGCAGCAAUUACAGGCUCUUGAAAAGGCCAGGGCCAAUCAAAAACGUAUAAAAACAGCUCAUUUUGACAAUGAAGACAACAACAACAAAAGUGUAUUCAAGCCACUGGACUUGUACAAUGACUCUGAGACAUCACUCUGCAGACUAGGAGUGGAUGUAGUCUAUAUAGCCCCUGACCCCUGUGGCUCCGAACUGGAUCAUCCUCCAGCUUAUCCCAAUUCCCCCAAUUCUUUUGACUCUGACUCUUCUGAUUCUGAAGGAGAUUCCGACUCUGGCUCUAGCAGUGGAGAACUCCCAUGGGAACUUAGUUAUUACCGCCCACCAACUGUUGCCCAAGCGCAGACAGCACUUGCCACACUUGAUUCUGCACGCCGGACCCAACUUCCAUCAGGUGGAUACAAGUACAAAGACCUGGACCGGAUCACUGCUGAGCGAUACACUGCAAUACAAGCCUGUCUGAACCAAUUCCUUGAGGCUGAGCCAAAAGGAAAGAAAUUUAUUCAGGCAUCCAAGGAUGCAGCACGUAUGCAUAAUCGAAGAGAUACAUAUGCCCGAACAAUCCGUAAAUGGACCCGUCGACUCAUCAAUUAUGGUGACUUACCUGGGAAUAUCCAAGGUUGGUGGAAUGUAUCCACACUGGAGGAUGAGGAUGUGUCAUCUGCAAUCAGGCUUCACUUACAGAAAGCUGGGAAGUUGGCGGGUGCACAGGAUGUGGUGGACUUUCUGUCUGAUCCAGAGGUUCGGAAAACACUGGACAUCAAGAAAAAGAUUAGUCUUCGAACAGCACAACGCUGGCUCUCUUGGGCUGGUUUUUCUUGGCGAUCUGAACCUGUGGGCCAAUACUUUGACGGUCACGAACAACAAGAUGUAGUUGAAUACCAGCAAAAGGUAUACAUACCUUUCCUGAAGAAAAUCGAGCGGCGGCGAAUAAUUUAUAAUCGGGAUGGUGUUGAAGAUCCUACACAGUUUGGGUGGUUGCGUGGACCGAAUGGUGAAUCUGCGAGAGUAACAAUGUUUCCCGGGGGCGACAAAGAUGGAUGGUUUACAAACAACCGUGUCAUUCUUCAACUAGAGGAUGCUGUCAAAAUUGUCAACGAACACUUCCCCCAGUUCACUCACAUAUUUGUGUACGACAAUGCUCCUUUGCACACAAAACGCUCGCUUUCCUCACUUUCCGCUUAUGGAAUGCCCAAGGGUCCGCUUCUGGACUGGCCUUACUACAAGGACAAGGACGACAAACGCGUGUUUGUGAGAAUGGAGAAUGGUUUUCUCCCAGACGGCUCACCCCAGGAGUUCUAUGACCCAAACAAACCCAAUCGUUUCAAGGGAAUGUCUAGCUCAAAAAAGUUGAAGGAGAACGCACUAAAGGCAUUAGAAUCACCCCCAAUUUUAUCGAUGCGCAAGUUUGCUGCUCGUUCUCAACGUUUUGCCGAUGGAUAUGACCAUGGUAUGGACGGGUCCCAAGCUGCUGCGUGGGCUACAACAAUAUUCAAACAUCACCGAGAGACCCCAGCACAUAUUCCGUACGACGAGAUUGCUCCUAACUAUUUGGUCAGUAGGCCCCCGGACUAUGUUAACGACGAGAUGGCGCUUACAGCCCGGGCGACAGAGCCACCUACAUGGGGGUCAGAGAUUGUUCCAACUCUACGAAAACGCUUGGAGCAUGAGUCGCGAGCGCUGACAAAGCGAAUGUCGCAGACGUCACCGCUUGUGGACUUGCAGCAAAGGCCGGCGACGAGCCAGACGACGACGAACCACUACGAACGGCCGAGCCAUAUUCCGCGACCGAGUAUUCAGUCGACGGUGUCGUACGAGACCCCGAGACGACGACCCCGGACACACUCGACCCCGCGGCCGUUUGACCGCGACAUGCCCACUCCGGCGUCGUCCCGGCCAGCCUCUCCAGCGGUCACAGCCACCUCCCGCCCCUCACGCAUCCCUACCCGCCCUCGCGCAGGCUCUCGCCCAAUCCCAACCGAGUUCCCCCCGAGCCCAGACCCGUCACCUGACUUGUGGUCUGCUCCAGAGAAUGUCAUCCAUACCCAGCUCACUCCCCCUACCCCAGACCGCCCUGCCCACCGCCGCAAGCGCGAUACCUUUAUUCCACCGCCCCCAGACGCCAGCGAUGAGAUCCUAUUCGACGAGCCUGCCCCGUUUGCAGUCAACAACAACAGCCUAACAGGAAGAUCUUCCAUAGAAGAAUACGAACACUGGUACCGCGGAGAGGGACGAGGGGGCGGAGGGCGCAACGGAGGCCGCGGUGAAAUUCGCAUUGCGACUCGUACGGAGAUGCUCGAGAUUGCGUCCUUUGGCCAUCCUCCCUCCCGCAACGACUCGCGCGGACACUAUGGCGAGUUUGGAUGGCGCAGCAAGGCCUAUGACGACUCGACCGUUGGCACCCGGUUCCGAUGGCCUGACGAGAAUGAAGUCAGUGUACUUGACGAGGCUCCACUUACCGAUUUGGAAGACUUUGACACAGAUAGCUACAAUCCUGGCUCUCAAGAUGCGAGGAGCAUGGAAAUUCGUAGCAUCGAAUCUUAUCAACCACUUGAUGUACGGAGCGACGGGCAACCUACCCUCGAGGAUGCACGUAGCGUCGAGCUCGACCCGGAACCUGACGUGCGCCCCGAACCUGCCACUCCCGUCAAGCCCCCUCCCUCCCGCAUUGCACGGGCAACUUCUCCCCCCAUUGGACCAAGCACAUCCACUCCUUCGCUUAUUUCGCGCACGGGUCAAUCGCCUACACCUUCGAAACCCCGUUCGACCAAGGUUCAAUCUCCCGUGCCAAAGGCCCAAUCACCAUCCAAGAGCGUCCAAUCACCCAAGGGCGCACAGUCCCCCAAAGGCGCGCAAUCGCCCAAACCCAAAUCUACCGGCAGGUGCGGCACAAACGCCAGUACAGCGUCCAAAUCCCCCUCGCGGGCCGGCACGUCCCAACUAAGCCCGAAUCCCAACUCGACGCCCAAAACCCCUCGAAAAGGGGCUGCGUCCCCGGGUAGGAUUACUACCACGCCUUCACCGCGCACGAGGGUGCAAUCGACUGGUACCAAAUCCAAUGGCACCAAACGGACGAAAAAGCUUAGCACUGCGGGGAGUAGCCCUGGGCCGAGUUCGCCUCAUUCAUUGGCCGAUGCUAUCCCACAGAUAUUCCCCGAGCAGCAAAUACCAAACGACGGGAAUUGGGACGAUGUAGUCUUGCCGACUAUUGCGCGGAGGAUGCAGGGCGGAGACGUUGUCAUGCUCGAGCGAAAGCCGAUAGAAGAAGAACCUUUACCUCCCGCCCCUGGUACGUUUGGGUACCAGGAAAAGGAAAAGGCACGAAAAGAGCACGACGAGCGACGAAAUAGCGGGACCGAGUUUGAAGAGUUUGGUGGGUGGAACGGCAUGGCUAAGAAACCAGCGCCUGUCGAGAAACCAAAAGUGGUGGAAAAGGCAGAGGAGAGGAGAAACGCACCCAGCCCACCGCCAUUUUCAGACUAUACUCCCAUACCGCCCGUGGCCAAGCCUCCAGAGCCUAUACCUGCUCCUGUCCUGCAGCCGAUGACUAUUAUGGAAGCGGACCUACGUCAAGACGUUGCUGGUCGACCCAAGGACGACUCUCACGGCUCGGGAUGUUGCAAGUGUGUGGUCAUGUAA
Molecule: messenger RNA, 3657 nt
Organism: Rhizoctonia solani
Lineage: Eukaryota; Fungi; Basidiomycota; Agaricomycetes; Cantharellales; Ceratobasidiaceae
Exons: 10
Coding region: 1-3657 (1218 amino acids)
Source: RefSeq, a predicted model, not a curated record